CGCAUCAGUCAGUCGUUUGUCAGUGCCGUUCGGAACCAGCGAAACACUCGUGUGCGGGUCGUUUCUACCGGGGAACCUAGUGUGCUUCAAAUUUUCAUUCCAACAGCGCUUCCCACCAGCGUCAGCUUUCUGCUCAUUUCGUAUUUUAGCUUGUACAGUGAGUGCGUGAAAGAUGGCCCCGAAUGCAGCAGCCGCCGCAGCAGUGCCGAUUCCUGAGCAGGAGCAAGCCAUCGGUAUCAAUGCCAUCCUGUUGGGACCGCCCGGUUCGGGCAAGGGAACGCAGGCUCCCCUGUUGAAGCAGAAAUACUGCGUGUGCCACCUGUCGACUGGUGACAUGCUGCGUGCGGAAAUCGCCGCCGGAUCCAAGCUGGGCGCCCAGCUGAAGAAGGUCAUGGACGAGGGCAAGCUGGUGUCCGACGAUCUGGUGGUCGAUAUGAUCGAUUCCAACCUGGACAAACCGGAGUGCAAGAACGGAUUCCUGCUGGAUGGAUUCCCCCGCACGGUGGUGCAAGCUGAAAAGCUCGACGAUCUGCUGGAGAAGCGCAAAACCGGACUGGAUGCUGUGGUGGAGUUUGGCAUCGAAGAUAGCUUACUGGUGCGUCGUAUUACUGGUCGUAUGAUCCACCAGGCCAGUGGUCGAUCGUACCACGAAGAGUUCGCCCCACCCAAGCUGCCAAUGACGGACGACGUGACCGGAGAGCCACUGAUGCGUCGUAGCGACGAUACCGCCACAGCACUGGUGAAGCGUCUCGAAGCCUACCACAAACAGACCAAACCAUUGGCCGAAUACUAUGCCCUGCGAGGACAGCAUUUCAGGGUCGAUGCCGCUCGAAGUGCGUCGGACGUAUUCGCCAACAUUGAUAGUAUCUUCAAGACCCAGCGAAAAGCACGGUUGGGUCUGUAAGUGACGUCGCAUUUAACGCAAAUCCCCCUCCUAGUAAGGUCAGUUAUUGUUUCGCGUUUGAGUUUUGUGAUUUUGUUUUAUCAUGCCGCCGGAGAUACGUGUAACCGACGAAAUAUCCCAACAACCAUCAAACUACCUUGAUUAUCAAAGAGCGAGACAGAGCGGGUGCAACUGGGAACGAUUUUCGCCUAAAGUGUAUCCUAUUCGUUCCGUUGUGCCCUUUCACCCGUCUGGGAUUUAUUAAUGUAACCGUUUGUAAAACAUUUCUACAAACAAUCAAGACACUCUAAUCAUGUACCGACGACAAAGCUAACACAAGUAGGUAAACAAAGGAAUUAUCUAUUUAGGGAACUCCCAGACAAUUUAGUAUUUUUAACAAAAUUUAAUAAGAAUGAUACAUCGUCAGCAGAUCAAACUGUGCUGACGUGCGUAUUCAUAUUAUGGAAGAGAAUAAAUAAUAUCAAGUGAAAAGCAUAAAAUGACGAUAAAUGGUGAAGGUCAAUAUUCCGAAAUAAUAGAUCGAAGGAUAAUCCUUGCUGGUUCAAGUGAGCAAAGCGACUUGAAUGGAUCGGAAAGAGUAGCAAGCAAUCGGUUCCAGGCAAUAUCUGUUUUAAAUGUUUAACGUUGUUGGUGGAAGCAAAGCACAUUAAAAAGGAUGAUAUUGUGGUUCGAA
Molecule: messenger RNA, 1577 nt
Organism: Ochlerotatus camptorhynchus
Lineage: Eukaryota; Metazoa; Arthropoda; Insecta; Diptera; Culicidae
Gene: Ak2
Product: Adenylate kinase 2
Exons: 3
Coding region: 173-904 (243 amino acids)
Biological process (GO): ADP biosynthetic process
Cellular component (GO): mitochondrion; cytoplasm
Molecular function (GO): AMP kinase activity; ATP binding
Source: RefSeq, a predicted model, not a curated record